AUGCUUCGCAAGGACAACCCGAGCGUCUCCCUGGCGACCCUACCUUUGUUAAACGGUAAAGCCUACGCAAUUUUCGACCCGACUAUGAUCCACGCGGUACUGCGAUCAAAGUCAGCGAUUUUUGAGCCCUUCAUCAUCAACCUUGCUACGAUGGCAUUCAACCUCUCCAAGAAGAGUCUUACAAAAGUCAUUGAAGACGACAGCCUUCUACCAGACCUGACCACUUCCUAUAGCCUAGGGUUUAAGACCCAACCUCUAAGGACCAUGACUCGUCGCUUUUUGGACAACAUUUCACGCAAGCUAGAUAUGAUUGACAACGACGCGUACACGACUGAUCCCUCAAAUGCGGGCAGAGAAACGCUGACCAACCAAACACUGGAGGUGAAGAAUCUGUAUCUAUGGUCCAGAGAUAUAAUGACGCUGUCAAUGACGAACGCUCUUUAUGGCGACUGCAAUCCUUACUCGGAGGACCCCAGUUUAAUUUCUGUUCUCUGGGAGUUCGAGGAUGCCCUUCCGUCAUUUCUCAAAUCGCUUUUCCCCUCAAUCACGAUGCCCAGUGGUUAUCGUGCGAGGAAGCGACUGCACGAGGCCAUGACGAAGUACUAUAGCGAGAAAUGCGAUGCUAUCGACCCCACAACGUCCGUCUUGAUCAAACAGAGGGCGGAGACUUUUCGGCAGCACGGAUUUGACGGGGAGGACAUCGCCAAGAUAGAGACCCUACAAGCUGUGAUUGCCACCACCAAUGCCACGCCGACGUUCUUCUGGCUGCUCACUUUCGUGUUGAGCCGGCCCGAAUUAUUCGCACGGCUGCGCGCUGAGCUCGAAGGCGCUCUUGUAUUCGAACCCACAGCAGCGUCUGGCGACUCGGCAAAGGCCAAACCCAAAACCGCGACAUUGGAUGUUAGUCGACUUGAAGACCAGCUGCCCCUCAUGACGAGCUGUUACCGCGAGACACUACGGAUGAUCAAUCAUGCAGUCAGCAUGCGCCGCAUCACAGCGGACAUGUCUCUCACAGCAGCAGACGGGAAAACAUACUUGCUGAGGGAGGGAUAUGAUGUUCAAUUGCCGGCAGGCGUCGGUCAUGGAGACAUGGGGAUCUGGGGCCCGGACGCUGACGUGUUCAAGGCGGAGCGAUUCCUGCCCGAAGCACAGGACUCCAAGGCACAGACUUCACAUCACCAAUCGCGGGUAGAGCGCACUCGCAAAGCUGCGUUCUUGCCAUUUGGCGGAGGUAAGCACCUCUGCCCCGGGAGAGUCAUGGCUUUUGAAGGGAUUCUGGGAUUCAUGGCGUUGGUACUAUUGCGCGUGGAACUGGAGCCCCUGGGGAUGGGCUUCGACGACGUCAAGAUGGGCGGGGCGAAGAUGACAGCAGCAUCCUGCAAGCCUGUCAACGACGGAGCAGGUCUUGGGGCCCGGAUCAAGCGGCGACCUGGCUGGGAAACAACAAGAAUUGUCAUCAAGAGUGCGUAA
Messenger RNA from Purpureocillium takamizusanense, 1470 nucleotides. RefSeq lists its product as uncharacterized. Gene Ontology annotation, molecular function: iron ion binding; heme binding; monooxygenase activity. The record is from RefSeq and is a predicted model, not a curated record. The coding region runs from base 1 to 1470 and encodes 489 amino acids. Lineage: Eukaryota; Fungi; Ascomycota; Sordariomycetes; Hypocreales; Ophiocordycipitaceae. The transcript is spliced from 3 exons.